Phaeoacremonium minimum UCRPA7 is the source of this 1269-nucleotide messenger RNA. RefSeq lists its product as hypothetical. The coding region runs from base 1 to 1269 and encodes 422 amino acids. The record is from RefSeq and is a predicted model, not a curated record. The transcript is spliced from 3 exons. Gene Ontology annotation, molecular function: protein binding. Lineage: Eukaryota; Fungi; Ascomycota; Sordariomycetes; Togniniales; Togniniaceae.
AUGAGUCUUGGUUUCGGUGUUGGCGACCUGGUGAUGGUGACGAGUUUGGCGUGGAAAUUAUACAAGGCAUGCAAAGAUUCUGGUGAUGACUUCCGGAACCUGUCCCAUGAGCUUAUGUCGCUGGACGCUGUUCUGCGCGAGACUUCCGACUAUCUGACAGAACACACGGGCCUAGAGGUGUCGCGCCGGAAUCGUUUGAACAUCAUCUGCUCAGGGUGUCUCCAGACAUUGCGCGAUCUGGAAGAACUGGUGAAUAAAUAUCAAAGCUUAGGUACUCAGGCACAGCGCGCAUGGGAUCGUGUGCGCUUCGGACUCCGCGACAUAUCAGACCUGCGUCAAAGGGUUGUGUCUUCCGUCACGCUUCUCAACGCCUUCAACACAACAUUGCUCAAUUCAUCGCAUGUACGCAUGGAGAAGAAACUUAACAAGCUGGUGGAUGAGGUUCAGGCCGGUCUCCGCGAGGGCUCCGUUAUAAGUACCAAGGAUGUUGUGGAGACCAUCGACUCUCCUGAUGUCUGGGCGGAGCUACGACGAGAGUUGGAGGAUAUCGGGAUAAGUAACGUCGUAGUGGAGGAGAACCGCGAUUUCAUCCGCGACUGGAUGAAGACUGCCUUGUCAGAAGGAUCCAUGGAGGAACGAUCACCACCCCCAAACACAGAUCAGGGUCGCUCCCUCUCAUGUCCGAAUGUGUUGCUCGAGCAAUGGCCAUCUCGAUCUUCGCUUGUUCCGCCCAGUGACUCCGGCUAUGGCAGUGGAGAGUCUAUUCGAAGGUCGAGUGUCCUAUCCCUCAACACCGCAAACGCAGAUUUUGAGAAAGAGCUACAGCAGCAGCGGACAAAUCGAUCUGUGGGAGACAUUUUGGACUAUAUGUCUGUGGAGCCGUUAGUGACACCAAAGGUCAAGAAGAAGAAGGACCCGGGUGCGCUUCUACAGAAAUUGUUCAAGAAAGACACUGCUAUUGUCCAGGCGGCUAGCGACGGAGAUAUCGAGAAAGUCGCAAGGCUUAUCAGUGUCGGUAAAGACGUCAACGCCCGCGAUACAUGGGGUUGGUCAGCUCUCAGCAUGUGCGGUUACGGCGGACACAAAGCCAUUGCGAGACUUCUUCUCGACCACGGCGCAGAUCUUGACAAUAUCGACGUGGACGGCGAUACGCCAUGGAGUCUUGCCACUCAACGGGGACACGCAGAACUGGUUGUUAUGUUUGAUGAGGAAAGAGCAGCCCGGGACCUAAAGUUGAGAGAGAUGGACACUGAGGUUCCCCGACCCUAA